GCAGCCUGCGCCGCUUCCCCCCGCACCAGCACACGGCGGCCGACUCGCGGCGGCUCGUCGCCCUCCUCGCCGCAGCGACUUCCAGACUGGACAUGCAAGGAUGUACAGGAAGAUAAGGAGCAGCAAAGGUCAGAGAGCCGGAUCGAUACUCCUAUCGGUGAUCAAGUAGUCACCGCCGCCAGGACAGAAACAGCCCCCUUCCCCGCCUGAGCCCUGGCAGGAUUCGGUUCGGCUUCUCGGUCGUUUCCAGAGACUCAGGAUGAGGAAACCCAAAGUCUUUCGGAUGGUUUUUGCCUUGUUUCUGGGUUGUUUCAUCAUGGUCGUCAUCUACUUUAACAGCAGUCUGAGGCCAGCUUCGGAGCCGGACGGUGAAAGAAGCAGCGGGCAGAAGUCGAGGAGAAGUCCUCUACAGAUGCUUUAUGAUGGUGACCAGAUUGAAUCAGCAGUACAGGCGAUCCAUCAGGGCCGACGGGAGCUGUUAGAGGAGGCCUGCCACUCCUACACCCGCAAACGCAGAGUCCUCAUCCCCGAGGACCUGAAGCACGUCAUUGUUGACGACCAGCAUGGCUUGCUGUACUGCUACGUGCCCAAAGUGGCCUGCACCAACUGGAAGCGGGUGCUCAUGGUUCUGACAGGCGUUGCAGGGUCCCACAGAGAUCCACUGGCUAUCCCCGCCAAUGAGGCCCAUGUCCCAGGAAACCUCCGUACCCUGUCGGAGUACUCCACCUCUCAGAUUAACCAGCGUCUUCGCUCCUACCUGAAAUUCAUCUUCGUACGUGAGCCCUUUGAGCGGCUGGUGUCUGCAUAUCGCAACAAAUUCACACGGAGCUACAACACAGCUUUUCAUAAACGCUACGGCACAAAGAUAGUGCGGCGGCACAGGCUAGACCCACAGCCGGAGGCUCUGGAGAGAGGAAAUGAUGUCUCCUUCGAUGAGUUCGUCUAUUACCUCGUGGAUCCGGCCACUCAGCGAGAGGAACCCUUCAAUGAGCACUGGGAGCGGGUGCACUCGCUGUGCCACCCGUGCCUCAUCCACUACGACGUGGUGGGGAAAUACGAGACGCUGGAGCAGGACUCCAGCUAUGUGCUGCAGCUGGCCGGGGUGGAGGACCAGGUCAGCUUCCCUGCCUCGUCCAAGAGCACCAGGACUACAGGAGACAUGGCAGCCCAGUUCUUCCAAAACAUCAGCCCUUUUUACCAGAAGAAACUAUACAACCUCUAUCGUAUGGACUUCCUGCUCUUCAACUAUUCCAUACCAGCCUACCUCAAGUUUAGAUGAGGCUGGGAUGUCACUCAUCCACUGACUCCACUUGAAACUACGGAGUCUGGCAAAGUACAGUUUGUUUCUGAGAUGUCUCCUUCUCUGUAGGCCUUAUUACAGACACUACAAAUACAGUUUUAAAAGAAAGAAGCACCAUAAAAGCAAUGAAACUUUAUCCUUAGGAGAGCUUAUUUUUACAGAUAGAACAUCAAGCUGAAGAACUUCUGAGCACACAGAGGACACAAGUAGGAGAGCACCUUCUCUCACAAGAUUAAAAGUUCUGCCUAAUGAAAGCAAAUUAUAUUUUACUGUAAACAGUGAUCCAGUGGAUGUUGGUCACUGUCUCUGAAUGUGUGAAUGCCAUUCAAAUUUGGUUACAUUUCAUUUCACUUGUCUGCUGUUUCAAAUGUGUAAUUUGCACAAAUGUAAUCUCUACAAGGUGCAGUAACAUAAUGAAAGUAUUAAAAUCACAUUUGGACAGUGCUUGUCUUCAAACAUGUGUGCCUUUUAAUUACGGGCCCUAUUUUGACCCCAGCAGAAAAUGACAUUGACAAUUUGUAACUGUGACUGUUUUUAUUUUUUGUACUGUAGGAAGAGAUUGUUGUGUAACUUUGAUACUGUCUUAAUUUAUUGUUAUUUCUGACUCUACAAAGUCAUACAAACCAAAAUAGAUAUAUAGUUCUCUCACAAUUUUCAAAUAA
Xiphias gladius (swordfish) is the source of this 1962-nucleotide messenger RNA. It is a transcript of the gene chst13, whose product is annotated as carbohydrate sulfotransferase 11. Bases 260 to 1279 code for a protein of 339 amino acids. Gene Ontology annotation, cellular component: membrane. The transcript is spliced from 3 exons. Gene Ontology annotation, biological process: proteoglycan biosynthetic process; carbohydrate biosynthetic process. NCBI's taxonomy places the organism in Eukaryota, Metazoa, Chordata, Actinopteri, Istiophoriformes, Xiphiidae. The record is from RefSeq and is a predicted model, not a curated record. Gene Ontology annotation, molecular function: sulfotransferase activity.